GGAACGAUCCGCACUGCGGUCUUAGUGGUAGUAAAGUUAAGUUAAAAGCAUCUGAGAGAUAUGUAGAUGCGGGUCCAUUCAUAUGAGAGCUUUUCACAUUACCCUGCGAUAACUUUAGAUCAACGGACAUACAACGCGCUUUGCACUUGCGCGCCGCGCUCCUUUUUCUGAGUUAUAAUUAUUUCUAAAGUUCGAAUUAAAUUGAUAUUACGGGAAUCUAUCUAUCGUACUGUGUCGCUGCUCAAAGCAGUACCUCAUCAUAAAUAUAAAACAAAUAGAAUUAAAGGAAAAUUAAAAAUCAUUUUAAGGAUUACAAGGAUUUUUCGUAUCUUUCAGUGUGAUUUUUUUCAAAAAAAAAAAAUUAUUUUUAAAUGUUUCGUUUUUCUAAUUCGCUGUGUAAUUGUUAAAUCCUUUUUGAAGGAGUCUUAAGUGAAAAUUUGUGCGAUUCAAUUAAAAAAAUAAUAAAGAUUAUAAUUUAAAAAAAAAGUGAAUGUUCUUUGAAAGAGAAAAUAAUAAAAUAUAUUUUUUUGGUGACCAUAAUGACAAUAAAACAAGCAUUUUUAUAAACCAAAGGAUAUCUUUAAAUAUUGCAUCAGGAGUUCGUAUAGAUUCAAAAGAAAAGGAAUGCCUGUUGAGAACACAAGAAUACAAUUUAUUUACCUACGAAAUUAGUUUUGAUACAUAAAAUAUGGGAUUACAGAAACACUACCUGAGAUAUGGACGAAGUGCGAGGGACCAUAUAUUCGGGUUGGGUGGUGGUGGAGGUAGUGGAGGAGGUACUGCCAACAUAAGAAGCAGACCAACGCCCCUGUCGAUGCUCAUUUCACAAGGAGCCAAAAUCAAUAAUAAUAGACUUGCUGUGAUAAUUAUUGGAAUAGUUACAUUAAUAUUAGGUAUAGUUUUAUCAACAAUACCAUGGUUAGAUUAUUUUAUAUUAAAGAAUCUGCGAUUAUGGAAUGAUACAUUAAGUUUUCAUUAUUGGCAAAGGCCGGGCGUAGUGCGAUUAACGAGAGUUUACAUUUAUAAUGUAACUAAUCCAAAUGGCUUUUUAAAUGGUGAAAAGCCAAGACUUCAAGAAGUCGGACCAUUUGUUUACAGGGAAGACAUGGAAAAAGUUAAUGUCAACUUUUAUGACAACUUUACAGUGUCAUAUCAGCAUAAGAAAAUUUUACAAUUUGUUCCUGAACUGAGUAUUGAUAAAAAUACAAGAAUUAUCACACCAAACAUUCCUCUAUUGACGCUUACAAGUUUGAGUCCAAAACUUGGAUAUUUUCUUUCAAAAACUAUUUCGAUGGUACUUACAGCUGCUAAGUUUGAACCUUUCAUAAGUGUGACAGCUGAUCAACUUGUUUUUGGAUAUGAUGAUGCAUUGGUUAGUUUGGCGCAUAGAUUUUAUCCGAGACAUAUGCGUCCAAUGGCAAGAAUGGGACUUCUCAUUGGACGCAACGGUACACUAGAAGAAAUCUCAACUAUCAAAACAGGCCACACAGGAAUGGAUGAAUUUGGCUACAUAUCGCGCCUUAAUGGUCUUGAUCACCUACCAACAUGGCGUGAAAAGCCAUGCGUAAGCAUAUCAGGAUCAGAAGGUUCAUUUUUUCCACCUCGAGACAUAACCAAAGCAGAUACUGUUUAUAUUUAUGAUAAAGACUUGUGCAGAGUGAUUCCUUUGAAAUACAGUGAAGGCGUUGAAAAAGAUGGAAUAAAUGCAGAUUUAUAUCGAUUGCCAGAAAAUGCAUACGGAGAUUCGGAGAAAAACCCUGAAAAUACAUGUUUCGAUGAUGCUGAUUAUGAGCCAGAAAAAGGGCUCCAAAAUAUAAGUCCAUGUCAAUAUGGUGCACCUGUUUAUAUAUCAAAUCCACAUUUCUAUCAAGCUCAUCCGGAUUUCUUGGAUUCGGUGGAAGGAUUGAAGCCAAAUCAAAGUGAACACGAAACGUACUUUAAAAUUCAACCGAAACUCGGUGUUCCACUUGAAGGUAAAGUACGAAUUCAGUUAAACUUGAAAGUGACAAGAGCUCCAAAUAUCCAUCCAGUAAGAAAUUUCCGUGAUUUCAUGUUCCCUGUUAUGUGGUUGGAAGAGGGAAUUUCCGAGUUGACUCCCUCAAUCCGCCGCUGGAUUUAUCUAGCAACAGUUUUUGCACCAUUUAUGAUACCAGUUGCAGCUUAUUUUAUGAUUGUCUCAGGAUCAUUUGCCAUUAUAUUCAUAUUCGUCCGUGCCUAUCAGAAUUUCGUUUUUGCCCGUGAUCCAACAUUGGAAAUUCUCGAAAUGGGUCGUCGUUCAAUACGACGUGGCAGCAGUUUUAUAACACAACAUCAACAUAAAUUACUGCAAACGCAUCAUCUUCAACGUGAUAAUUAUUCACUAUUGAAACAAUCACCCAGUGUGGUUGACGAGGAGAAAGAGAAAUUACCAUCAUAAUGAUGGUGAUACAAAAUGAAUUAAAUAAUUAUAUCAAAUAGCUUAAUAAUAUAAUUAAUUUAAGCAACAAAAAUAUAACAACAUAAACAAAAUGUGAUUUAGGCAAUGAUAAUUUAUAUCUUAACAAAUUCUGACCAUCAAUUUAUUUAGAUAGGUAGACAAUGAAUUAAACAAAAAUAAA
Molecule: messenger RNA, 2597 nt
Organism: Eupeodes corollae
Lineage: Eukaryota; Metazoa; Arthropoda; Insecta; Diptera; Syrphidae
Gene: dsb
Product: lysosome membrane protein 2
Exons: 10
Coding region: 689-2416 (575 amino acids)
Cellular component (GO): cytoplasm; membrane
Molecular function (GO): scavenger receptor activity
Source: RefSeq, a predicted model, not a curated record